Molecule: messenger RNA, 2106 nt
Organism: Penicillium brasilianum
Lineage: Eukaryota; Fungi; Ascomycota; Eurotiomycetes; Eurotiales; Aspergillaceae
Source: the annotation of a GenBank genome assembly
GACGAUGGCCGGGAACGCGGUGUGACGGUUCUUGGCGGAGGUGAUCCAAUCAGGACGAGGUAACUCCGUUUUAUUGGUUACAAUGGCCGUUUCAGGGUCACAUGACAUCAUCUCAUCUGUUUGGGGCCAGCCCGCAGAGCUUCAAUCCAGAGCUCCACAGGCCCACCAUGGAUUGGAGGGGGGAUUUGGGCUUUACGGACCGAUUGAGGGCCAUUCAGUCUCUCACUACGGUUUACCAGCUCAGUUCGUCAACUACGGCCUUUGCGGAAGCUCAGGCAGAGGCGAGGAGAUAUGAGACGGAGGCCUAUGACCAGGCCACCUCCAAGGAGGAGUAUGACCGAAUGUGUCAACAAGCGAUCGAUGCUGCCGAAACCAAAUCUGUGGCACCGGUCCACGGCUCAGAGCAAGAGCAAAAUGUCUCUCAAGAAGAAAAGCAAGAGUUAGCUGGCUCAUCAGAGUUGUCAGUAGGAGAGACCUUUGGACAGUACACCUCUUGCUUCCAUCAUUCUGAUGGGCUACACUCCACGAUCUACAAAUCCACGGCUAAGGACGGUACGGUUCGUGCCGUGAAGAUCACCGUUCUGCAUUUGAUGGCAGCACCUCACGACGUCCACCGUGAAGCGCGACUGCUACGUGAGGCAGCCAGUCCCCAUGUGAUCCCUCUAGUCGAGACGUUUAACUUGGACGGGGAUAGAUUGGCUUUGGUCUUCCCUUUCCUGCGAUACGACUUUGCGCAGUUGCUCCGGCGAGACAUGGUCACUGCCACCCAGACGCGGUCUAUCUUGCGCGACAUGUUUCAGGCCCUUGAGUACAUUCACAAAUUAGGAAUUAUCCAUCGAGACAUCAAGCCCUCUAAUAUUCUGAUGAGCUCGGCCGAUGGGCCGGCCAAAUUGGCAGACUUUGGGAUUUCAUGGAAAGAAGGAGACCCAGGAUCCGAGCCCAGUGAUCAGAAAAUCACCGACGUGGGGACCACUAGCUACCGGGCUCCCGAAGUUCUGUUUGGAUACAAGGCAUACGGAACGGCUCUUGACCUCUGGGCCGCUGGUUGUGUAGUAGCGGAAGCUAUUACCGUGGGACAUGGCGAGCUGUUCGAUUCAGGGCCCGUGGGAAGUGACCUCUCACUUAUCCACUCCAUCUUCAGCACUCUGGGAACUCCAGAUGACCAAAUAUGGCCGGACGUCCAUGUCCUGCCGGACUGGGGCAAGGUCGAAUUCUACACCGUCCCAGCACAACCCUGGGAGGAUAUCUUGCCAGCCGUCUCCUCCAAUGGCCGUGAUCUGGCCCGUCGCUUACUCCGCUACCAGAGUAGCGAGCGACUUUCCGCUGACGAGGUAAGUAACGGCGAAAAGAUUGUUAUGCAAGGUCGGACUCUGAUAAUGCCAGGCACUCCGACAUCCGUAUUUCUCCACCGUUUAAUCUCACGAGCCAGACGGCUGCCACACGGCCGUGGGCUUCAGCCACACGGUACAGGGUGUGGCCCGUACCUACAAUAGGAAUUAGGAGCCGUGUGUCAUUUCGGGAAAGCGUGGCAGUGUCAACACGGUCGUCGUAAAAGGAUGCAACGAUGGGGGAAGGCGUCAUAUAUUCUCAGGGUCAUGAUGGUGACAUUGAGCCUUUAUACGGCGUAUGGAUUAAGUGCAGGGCGUUAUGUCUUGUACAUAUGUAUUGUGACCAGCGAGGUGGACCUGUAUCCCAGUCCCGAUUGGGGAUCCCAAGGAGAUCACGACCACACAACAAACACCAGCAAUGAAAACACCUAAGAAUAGCAGUUAAACGUCAAUCGACAGCCCUCAUUGGUGCUCUGCCGAGGAAACGGUCACUCAUUACAUACUGUAGACUUAGACUGCAAAUGACGAACGAGGGAGCAUGAACCCGCUUUCCUAGAACCCGAAGGACGUCCGGGUGGCCCGGAAAUUGCGACAGAAGGCCAUUGGGCAAUGAGAGUCGAGGGCUGAAAGACGUGAAACACCCAGACAGCAACGGAUGGCGUCUGUGCCCCGCGUUGCAGGGUUCCUAGCGAAGGGCCGCUCUGUGGGGGCCACUCCAGCCGGGGCUAAGUCUGCGCUGCCUCGGUGGAAGUGGUGGUGCGGUUAGAUGAUGGUGGUG